AUGCCUCAAGUAUCAAAAGAUAAGGACAGCUUCUCAUCUCCAACCGCAUCUUCCUCUCGCUCAAAGGGGAAGCGUAAAGCUGAACCAUCAGACAAUGAAGAACCCUCCAACAGUCAAACUAGCGAAUCUGACCAAUCCGCUGACGAAGCGCCGCCACCAACAAAGAAAGCCCGUGGACGUCCAAGAAAGGCGAUCCUCAAAGAUGCUGCACGACGCCUCAAGGACAUAUGA
This is a messenger RNA of Puccinia triticina, 231 nucleotides long. RefSeq lists its product as uncharacterized. The transcript has a single exon. Bases 1 to 231 code for a protein of 76 amino acids. The record is from RefSeq and is a predicted model, not a curated record. Lineage: Eukaryota; Fungi; Basidiomycota; Pucciniomycetes; Pucciniales; Pucciniaceae.